Messenger RNA from Dreissena polymorpha, 1795 nucleotides. RefSeq names its product galectin-6-like. Gene Ontology annotation, molecular function: carbohydrate binding; galactoside binding. The transcript is spliced from 10 exons. The record is from RefSeq and is a predicted model, not a curated record. Bases 97 to 1179 code for a protein of 360 amino acids. NCBI's taxonomy places the organism in Eukaryota, Metazoa, Mollusca, Bivalvia, Myida, Dreissenidae.
AGUGAUAGAUUGACUCUUACAAGUUAUACACACACAGCGGCGAAAGAUAACUCGGUUUCGCGUGAUAUAAGGGUCGGUUGAUAUCUUCCUAGUCACAUGAGACUGACUAUCACGCCAGAGUUGGAACUACCAAGCAAGCAAGGGAUGGCAAACGUUAUUCGAAAUCCGGCAACUCCGUACGUGGGUCAUAUUCCUGGAGGAGUAUACGAUGGAUUAGUUAUACAUGUCAGCGGCACGGCCGAGCACCACCAUAACGGAUUUUUGGUGGGCUUACAAUGUGGUGGAAGUAUUGAUCCCCGAAGUGAAUGUGCCCUAGCGUUCAAUCCACGUUUCAAUGAAGGCUCGGUCAUCCGCAACAGUUUGCAAUACGGAUCAUGGGGCGCAGAGGAGAGACACGGUGGUUUCCCUUUCCAUCAAGGGCAACACGUUGAUAUCGCAAUACAUGUCAAGCCGCAUCAUUAUUCGAUCAACGUUAACGGCCGCCACUUCUGCGACUACAACCACCGCGUGCCCAAACACCAGGUGACUCACAUAACAUUGGAGCAAGGCAUUCGAGUCAAUGAGGUCCGUUUCGAAGGAGGUCAUGGGCAUGGACAUCAUCACCAUUCCCCGCAUCACCACCAUCAUGCCCCACACCACGGUCACGGUGGGGGAAUAGGCGCAGCCCUGGGAAAGUUUGCUGGAGCGGUAUUGAGUGAAAUGAUGAAUCCACAUCAUGCACCGAGUUUUCCUGGUUCUAAUCCAAUACAUAAUCCUCCCGUUCCGUUUGUUCAUCAUAUCGGCGGUCUAUAUCCCAACAAGAUGAUUGUCAUCCACGGCAUUCCGUUUCCUAAUCCGUCCAGGUUCACCGUGUACAUCCAACAAGGCAAUCACCAUGAGCCCCACGAAAUUGCGAUGUGCGUGGAUGCCAGAUUUUGGUUCAACAAUGACACCAAUACCAUAGUUCGCAACCACAAGCAGGGAGGCUGGGGUUCCGAGGAGAGGACGGUGCCUUACUUUCCGUUUGCACCGAACGUUCCGUUCGAAAUUAUGAUAUUAGUUGAGCAUCAUCACUUCAAGGUUGCCAUAAACAACCAGCAUAUGUUUGAGUUCCGCCAUCGACUGCAGCCCGUCGCUAAGUACGACACGAUCAGAAUCGACGGCGAUGUGCGUCUGACCCAAGUUCGCUUUCAAGGAUGAGCGCAUUGUACGAUAUCUGAAUAUUUUCUUCAAGAUAAAUGAUUAUUUGUAUAUAAACUCUUUAGUUGCAUCAAUUGCUGUAAUUUGUUAUUUCUGUAAUUAAUUAGUUUGUUCAGUAUCUUAUUAGUUAAUGUAACUAUGCAGUUAUUAUUGGCUGUAAAUCUAUGUAAUGAAAUGGCAGACACUUUUUUGUAAUGUAAGCUACUUAUUUUCAAAAUGUCACCCAAUAUUUCAUUCUGAAUCCAUUCAUUAGUUAAGACUUUUAUAAGGGUCUAUAACGUGCUUAUAAUAACAAAAACAACGGAGUGAUGUACUAAGCGGGAUCCGCGUUCAUCCUUCUUCUUAUGUGAUUCUUUAAACUAGAGCAUGCUAAACUAAGCUCAAAUGAAACAAUAGUUUAAAUUUUGAAAUAAAAACAAAUUAAUUAUUAUGUCACAGCUUAAAAUAUACAGUGUCGUGCUUUUAAUGAGGCAUUGCCGAUUCAAGACGUUAACUAAUUCAUCGAAAGUCAAACUCACUAUAGAUUGUAUGUCAUAUGUGCAAUCAAAACGUUGUAAAACGUGUUUAUCUUUACCAUUUUCAAAAUAAACAUAAUAAAAUGUGUUGAAAACUGUGA